GCUGCGCUGGACCGAAGCGGUGGCCGCUGAGCUGGUGCGGGUAAGGGGCCGCGCGGGGCCGGGAUCUGCGGCCAGGGUCGGGCAGCUGAGUGGGCCGGCACCCCUCCUCUGCUCUGCCGGGCAAAGCCGCGGUGCGGCUGGGUCUGGCUGCUCUGUCCCGCAGAAUUCCCCAUCCCCAGCUCGCCCCCCUUCCAAAGCUGUCCGGGUCGCAGGAUUCCAACCCCACUGUGGCCUCCGCCCCCCUUCGGGAUCUCCUCCUCGCAGCCUCUAUCCCUUGGGACUGUCUGGUCCUCUAGAUCCUCCUCGCUUGGAGCCCCUUCCUUGGGACGCCGUCGGCCUCUCUCCUCCAGCGCCCAUCGCUGGUGGCCACCUAGUACCUCGAAACCGAGCUCUGGGGCUCGCAUCCCGGGUGGCCCCCACUCGGCACCGACCCACCGUGUCCCCCACGUCGCAGACAGCGCUCCCCGGCGCCUGUCGCCCGUGCCCCCGUGGGCCUGGCCCCCGGGUGCCGCCCCCGAUCGCCGCGCGCCGGCUGCUGGCCUCCCAGGCUCCGCUCCGUACCGCCCCCGGCGCCAUGGCGUGCAGCCUGAAGGACGAGCUGCUGUGCUCCAUCUGCCUGAGCAUCUACCAGGACCCGGUGAGCCUGGGCUGCGAGCACUACUUCUGCCGCCGCUGCAUCACUGAACACUGGGUGCGGCAGGAGGCACAGGGCGCCCGCGACUGCCCGGAGUGCCGGCGCACGUUCGCCGAGCCCGCGCUCGCGCCCAGUCUCAAGCUGGCCAACAUCGUGGAGCGCUACAGCGCCUUCCCACUGGACGCCAUCCUCAACGCGCGCCGCGCCGCGCGACCCUGCCAAGCGCAUGACAAGGUCAAGCUCUUCUGCCUGACGGACCGCGCGCUGCUCUGCUUCUUCUGUGACGAGCCCGCGCUGCACGAGCAGCACCAGGUCACCGGCAUCGACGACGCCUUCGAGGAGUUGCAGAGGGAACUGAAGGAGCAGCUUCAAGCCCUGCAGGACAGCGAGCGUGAGCACACGGAGGCAUUGCAGCUACUUAAGCGACAGCUGGCGGAGACCAAGUCCUCUACCAAGAGCCUGCGGACCACCAUCGGGGAGGCCUUUGAGCGGCUGCACAGGCUACUGCGGGAGCGGCAGAAAGCCAUGCUGGAGGAGCUGGAGGCCGACACGGCCCGCACGCUGACCGACAUUGAGCAGAAGGUCCAGCGCUACAGCCAGCAACUGCGCAAGGUGCAAGAAGGUGCCCAGAUCCUGCAGGAGCGGCUGGCUGAGACUGACAGGCACACCUUCCUUGCUGGAGUGGCCUCCCUGUCUGAGAGGCUCAAGGGGAAGAUCCACGAAACCAACCUGACAUACGAAGACUUCCCCACCUCCAAAUACACGGGGCCUCUGCAGUACACCAUCUGGAAGUCUCUUUUCCAGGACAUCCACCCAGUGCCAGCGGCCCUGACCCUGGACCCAGGCACUGCCCACCAGCGCCUGAUCCUGUCAGAUGACUGCACCAUCGUGGCCUACGGGAACCUGCACCCACAACCCUUGCAGGACUCACCGAAGCGUUUUGAUGUGGAGGUGUCGGUGCUGGGCUCUGAGGCCUUCAGUAGCGGUGUCCACUACUGGGAGGUGGUGGUGGCAGAGAAAACCCAGUGGGUGAUUGGGUUGGCCCACGAGGCUGCGAGCCGCAAGGGCAGCAUCCAGAUCCAGCCGAGCCGCGGCUUCUACUGCAUCGUGAUGCACGAUGGCAAUCAGUACAGUGCAUGCACGGAGCCCUGGACGCGGCUCAACGUCCGUGACAAGCUCGACAAGGUGGGUGUCUUCCUGGACUAUGACCAGGGCCUCCUCAUCUUCUACAAUGCCGACGACAUGUCCUGGCUCUACACCUUCCGAGAGAAGUUCCCUGGCAAGCUCUGCUCCUACUUCAGCCCUGGCCAGAGCCAUGCUAAUGGCAAGAACGUCCAGCCGCUGAGGAUCAACACUGUCCGCAUCUAGUCUGGGCUGAAGCAGACCAAAGCCUUCUGGGUCUGUGAGCACCAGCAAGAGCCUUGCCGAGCAGAUGGGGCCUGGACUACUCAGGCCCACCGUGGCCACCCUGAGACCUCAGGCCAGUUGUUUAUCCCCCAGCCUCCUCUGCCCUGCCUGCGAGCUAGAGGUUGUGUUCCGUGGUUAAUGUCCUAAAGCUCUGAUAUUAAUGGGAUGUUACAUGGCUCCUCCCCAGGGCAUCCCUAGCCCAACCCCUCCUCCCUAUUCUCCCAGGGACAGGGGAUUUCCCUCCUUCUGCCCAGGUGACCUAGCCUCUUGACAGAUCAGAUGUGACCAAUAGCUAGCAGCCCAAAAGAUAUACAGAAUCCUCUUAUGCUUGUGGCCUAAGAUGUGUCUUGCGCCUGAUCAAGAGAGUAAUGGGUUGUUUUACUCUUGACCCAAGUCCACAGUAGACCCAGAUGGAAGCUGGUCCUAGGGAUAUCUGAGGGUCACCCUCUCCUGCUACCCCUGCACCAAGCCGAGAGCUGUGGCUUUCCUCCUCUCCCACUAAUCUGCUCCCACUGUCAGAAAUGAUGCUGUGGCCUGACAGGCAGUUCACAUGGUAUGGUCAUGCCACCACCUUCCAGUCCAUGGACUCUGGGGCAGGGUGAGGCAUAAGGACCCCAGAAACCAAUACGGAACACUGUCAGGACAAAGCAGCAAUGGACGAUAAAACCCAAGUCCUCAGCUGUCCUGGGGACAGAGGUCCAGCCAGCCCUUAUCAGUCAGGCCUCUGUGAUCUGCUAUGGGGACAGAGAGGGUGCUGGCAGCAGUUCUUGUCAUCAGGACCUGAAUCCCAGGAGACCUGUCGGUGGGUACCUGGCUCUGGCUCCCAUAGGAUUCUGAUGUGCACACAAGGAGCCACCUAAGUUGGUGUUAUCAGACAAGAAUUCACAAUCAGCUCCCCGGUGGCUUGCAAGAUCACUGGAAGGGCUGGAGGAUGAGAGCCUUGCUGAGUUUCCAGAGACAACUUCAAGCGGCUAAAGUGAUUGUGUCUUGUGACCAGGAAAGCUGUUUCCAUUCGCAGGGAACCCCUGCCUCUCAAGCUGCUCGGGGCCACCGUCCACUAUCCACGCCAGCAAGCGAUUAUCCGAGCCUGCCUCUCUCUCAACUCAGGUCCCAAAUCUACAUCUUUUGGAAGGAUUCUUUUGGUGGAAUCUUGAGUCAGAACCCAGAUUUUGACAGCAAAGAAGUCUGGGAAGUGUUUUUUCUCUUCCAGCCUCAGCCGUACAGAAAGUUAAGCAUGGAGGUGGAGCAGGCCCCUCCACAAUUUCCUUACUACAGCAUCCAACUGUGCAGACACUCAGGAGAAUCAAUGAAUCCACCUCACGGCCUUGACUUUGAAGCAGAGCUGCUGAAGAUUUCCUGCUCCCUGGCUCUGUCCCUGCCUGUCCCUGCCCAGAGGCAACAAUCUCGGGCCUAGGUAGGAGUCAGAAGUACAAUCAAAAUGGCUCCCCAGCGUCACUGAAAUCCUGGGGCUUCAGUCCUGUAUUUGGGGUUCAGUGAGCAUGCCCAUCUCCAAGGAGCCAGAAUGGAUGAACUUGAGGGGCUCCCACUCGCAACUGCCACGCACUGGGGACCCCCCUGCACAAGAGGAACCCUGAGCUCUACUUGCGCCCUCCACUCCCAGACUCCAGGCUACUCCCGACAGUAUUUUUAUUUAAAACAUUGCUCUUUUGUGCAUUAUGAUCAAUUUGUAUUAAAUUAA
Molecule: messenger RNA, 3740 nt
Organism: Arvicola amphibius (Eurasian water vole)
Lineage: Eukaryota; Metazoa; Chordata; Mammalia; Rodentia; Cricetidae
Gene: Trim62
Product: tripartite motif containing 62
Exons: 5
Coding region: 575-2002 (475 amino acids)
Biological process (GO): positive regulation of canonical NF-kappaB signal transduction; innate immune response
Molecular function (GO): zinc ion binding; protein binding
Source: RefSeq, a predicted model, not a curated record